AUGCCUCAUGAGAACAGUGUAGUUGUUGACUUGUCUAAAGAAAUUUUUGACUCUCAUCAACAAAAUUCAAGCAUUCCCAUUAACUGCAGGCGAUAUUCAGGCCAUAUUAAGGCUCUGUGUCUGGCUAUUCAGUGGAGUAGUGCUAAAGCGUACUGGCUACUCAGACAUGUGUUUACCUUACCAUCCUCCAAAAUUCUGAACCACAUUCGUCAGAUUGUUCCUUUAACCAUGGGCAUUUCCAAGACUGUUCUUAAUAUCAUGGUUUCAUGUCAAGCUGUUAUCAAGCAUUGUGUGCAUCAUGGUUAA
Molecule: messenger RNA, 306 nt
Organism: Gryllus bimaculatus (two-spotted cricket)
Lineage: Eukaryota; Metazoa; Arthropoda; Insecta; Orthoptera; Gryllidae
Source: the annotation of a GenBank genome assembly